Myotis brandtii (Brandt's bat) is the source of this 791-nucleotide messenger RNA. RefSeq names its product cytochrome P450 2C19-like. The record is from RefSeq and is a predicted model, not a curated record. Gene Ontology annotation, biological process: xenobiotic metabolic process. The transcript has 4 exons. Gene Ontology annotation, cellular component: cytoplasm; intracellular membrane-bounded organelle. Bases 172 to 765 code for a protein of 197 amino acids. NCBI's taxonomy places the organism in Eukaryota, Metazoa, Chordata, Mammalia, Chiroptera, Vespertilionidae. Gene Ontology annotation, molecular function: iron ion binding; oxidoreductase activity, acting on paired donors, with incorporation or reduction of molecular oxygen, reduced flavin or flavoprotein as one donor, and incorporation of one atom of oxygen; heme binding.
AUUUGUAACUGAGCAACAGACCAAAGUCCCUUGGAGGAAGAAAGAUGAAAGUAACUAGAUCUAGCUGAUUAGAUCCCUCCCAGUCAAAGAGGCACAUGCUGAGUAGCAGAGAGUGUUAUGAGCAUUUGGAGUUUAAGCUCCCAGUAGACUCAGUAGGAAGAGAGCGUUACGAUGGGCCCGGUUGUGCUCCUGGUGCUCUGUCUCUCCUGUUUGCUUCUCCUGUCACUGUGGAUACAGAGCUCUGGAAGAAGGAAACUUCCACCUGGCCCUACUCCUCUUCCAAUUAUUGGAAACUUACUCCAGCUAGAUGUGAAGAACAUCAGCAAGUCCUUAAGCAAUAAAGGAGUGGGAGAAAAAAACAUUGUUGACUCGUUGCCUUACACGGGGUUCCUGACCUGGGCAGCCUGCAACCGAGCAUCACCCUGUGAUCCCACUUUUAUCCUGGGCUGUGCUCCCUGCAAUGUGAUCUGCUCCAUUAUCUUCCAGAAUCGUUUUGAUUAUAAAGAUAAAGUUUUUCUAAACAUAAUGGAAAGGUUUAAUGAAAAUAUCAAGAUUCUGAGCUCUCCAUGGAUUCAGAUCUACAACAAUUGCCCUGCUCUCCUGGACUAUUUCCCAGGGAGUCAAAACAAAAUAUUUAAAAAUGUUGAUUUUAUGAAAAGUUAUGUUACAGAGAAAACAAAGGAACAUCAAGCAUCCCUGGACAUUCACAAUCCUCGGGACUUCAUUGAUUAUUUCCUGAUCAAAAUGGAGCAGGUAAAGUGUUAACAAGCACUCAGUUAUUUGACUGCUUG